CAUUAUAUUCAGCGGAAUAUAAUGUAUGUAUAGAGGUGGAGUGAGAUGGAGGAAUUCUUGAAGAGAUGCGAGAGCGUGAGAGUCAAGUGUAGAGUAGCGAAGGAGGAAGACAUGCUGUUGAGCUUCAGCAAGAAGAGGAAGCUCGAUAAUGACAGCUGCGAAUCGGUGUCGCCAUCCUGUUGCUCUAACUCUAAGCAUGAGGACUCAAGCGACGUCGUAGAGAUGAGUCCGAGAUCAGCAGAUCUGGAGAAUGCUGAUUCGCACUCCGCUGAAAUUUCCACUUCCACCGGUCGUGUUUUAAGUAGAGAGGCGACUCCAACUAGCGAGCUAUACGGAGACUCGGAGCAUAUUUUGUUGCAGCUACCGUCGCCCAACAAAGAAUCAUCGAUGCCUUCGGCGGAGGAGCUGGACGGGUUCUUCUUCGCAGCGGCAGAAAAGUAUAAGCAGAAACGAUUCGCUGAAAAGUACAACUAUGAUAUUGUAAAGGACGUUCCAUUGGAAGGCAGGUAUCAUUGGGUUCGUUUACUUCCUUGAAUGAAAUCACCACCAAAACCAGAAACAAUGCAUCUUAUUCAUUUUUUUUAAAUUUUUGUUGGUGUGUUAGAUUCUUGAUUUGAUUGGCAUUCACCAUUUUCUAACAUCGCUAUCGAUUUGGCUGGAUAUGUAUAGCAAUUUCCCAGAUUCAUGUAAAGAAGCUAGAGUUCUUUUAAUGCAAAAUCAAGCUUUUCAUU
Messenger RNA from Salvia splendens (bonfire salvia), 731 nucleotides. RefSeq names its product cyclin-dependent kinase inhibitor 7. Gene Ontology annotation, biological process: negative regulation of cyclin-dependent protein serine/threonine kinase activity. The transcript is spliced from 4 exons. Lineage: Eukaryota; Viridiplantae; Streptophyta; Magnoliopsida; Lamiales; Lamiaceae. The record is from RefSeq and is a predicted model, not a curated record. Gene Ontology annotation, molecular function: cyclin-dependent protein serine/threonine kinase inhibitor activity. Gene Ontology annotation, cellular component: nucleus. Bases 46 to 534 code for a protein of 162 amino acids.